Messenger RNA from Sinocyclocheilus grahami, 1607 nucleotides. Its product is annotated as collagen and calcium-binding EGF domain-containing protein 1-like. The transcript is spliced from 11 exons. Gene Ontology annotation, molecular function: calcium ion binding. The record is from RefSeq and is a predicted model, not a curated record. Bases 114 to 1361 code for a protein of 415 amino acids. NCBI's taxonomy places the organism in Eukaryota, Metazoa, Chordata, Actinopteri, Cypriniformes, Cyprinidae.
GCGCGUGGGGCUUCGCAGGAGGUAACCAAUCAAUACUCUCUCAAUUCCUCAAAGUAACGCUGAACUUCAAGACGCUAGCUUUAAACGGCCAAUAUCUUUUUUGAGUGUCUGAAAUGAGCUACACGGGCAGAGGAACUCCUCUCAGACUUGCUGUGGUUGUAAUGCUGUUCUCAUCGGGAACGCCGUGGACUUUCCGAGAGGAGAAGGAGGAUGUGGACAGAGAUGUGUGUUCAGAGAACAAAAUCGCAACGACGAAAUACCCGUGCGUAAAAUCCACAGGAGAGGUGACUACAUGCUACAGAAAGAAGUGCUGUGAAGGUUUUAAGUUUGUACUGGGACAGUGUAUUCCAGAAGACUAUGAUGUGUGCGCUGGCGCCCCAUGUGAACAGCAGUGUACCGAUCAUUUCGGUCGUGUGGUGUGCACCUGUUACCCUGGGUAUCGCUAUGACCGGGAACGACACAGAAACCGCGAGAAACCAUACUGCCUGGACAUUGAUGAAUGUGCCAACAAUAACGAGACGGUGUGCUCACAGAUCUGUGUGAACACCCCCGGCAGCUACCGGUGUGAGUGCGAGAAAGGCUUCUACCUAGAGGAUGAUGGGAAAACAUGCACCAAGGGUGAGCGAGCUCCACUGUUUGAGAAGUCAGACAACGUCAUGAAAGAGAGAACGUGCUCGGCCACAUGUGAAGACUUCCAUCAGAUGAAGAUGACCGUUCUCCAACUCAAACAGAAGAUUGCCUUGUUGCCGUGCAACACAGAGGUCAAUAAACAGAUGACCAGUGAAAAGAUGAUGAUGACGCACUCAUUCUUACCUGGAUCUCCAGGGCCACCUGGCCCUGCAGGGAGCUCAGGACCCAAAGGUUCCCUUGGUCCCCCAGGACAAAUGGGGCCACCAGGCAUGCCCGGUCCUAGAGGCGACAUGGGGCCCAUGGGGCCCUCACCGGACCUGUCGCAUAUCAAACAGGGACGCCGUGGCCCAGUGGGUCCACCCGGGGCUCCAGGGAGAGAUGGCAUGAAGGUACGUAUCCAAGCUCAACAGGAAGGGAGGAACAGCUCAUACAGGAAGAUAUACAGAAAGACAGACAUGUGUUUGUGUUUUCAGGGCCCGCCAGGAUCCUUUGACUUCCUGUUACUCAUGAUGGCUGACAUUCGUAACGACAUCGCAGAGUUGCAGAACAAAGUGUUCAGCAGACCAUUGCACUCCGUAGAGGAUUUCCCAUCUGCCCCGGACAAUUGGAGGGACACCCAGGAAAGCCUGGACUUUGGCUCUGGAGAAGACUACAAACCCCAGAUCCCGUCUAAGAGCACCAGGAAAAGGAAAUUGCCCCGGACCUUAAAUAAUCCAGAUUGGCCAAUUUAAGAUUGCCCUGGAACAGUGCCAGAACUGAAAGAAAGAACUGAUUAUAGAGAGAAUGAGUAGUGUAAAUAUCACAGAAUGACUGCUAUUUAACUGUAUACUCGUUGAAAAAAAGGCUGAAUGUAUUUCAUUGUAUGAAAUUUCUAUUUUUAUAACAUAAAGGAUGUACAUUUUGUAUUUUGGGCGUUUUGAACAUGUCAUUUGUCAACCAGAUACCUAACAGGUUACAUAUACCAUGGUUAUCUUGUU